AUGUGCUUCACUGUCUCAGGUCGCGGACCACCACCUGGAGCGCCUCCAGGAGCGCGAGCGCCGUCAGGACGAGGCCCCCCACUAGAAGCACAACUGACUGCCGGUUCUCUACGAGGUCCACCCCCUGGGUUCCCAAGAGGACGAGGGCCACCCCCUGGCCCACCACCUGCGGCUUCGGUGCAAAACCUUCCACCAGGGAUCUCGCCAUUCGGAGCUGCCGUUCGGGACCCACCUUCAGGGAUUCCACCCGGUCAAGCACCUGGUCGAGGCCUCCAGCCAGGUGCGCCACCUUCGGUAUCUGCUGGCCGACCACCCUUAGGAUCUCCACUAAACCGGGGAACAUUAGCCGGGAUGCAGUCUGGUUCUGUGCUUGUAGACGGCUCACCUCGGGGUCCACGUCCAGUAGGAUCACCUACAAAUUUCCGCGGCGCAUCUCAUGCGCCGAUGAAUAUACCAUCUGGGCAGUUAUCAGCAAUUGCGAGCGACCCACCGCACGGAAUGGCACAAAAUGGAGUUUUACGUCCACCUGGAAUAUCACUCGCUGGAAUGGUUCCAUCUCAAGGAGUGGUAUUCCGAGAACCUCUAGGAUCGUCACCUGGCUUACCACCACGUGGACCACCCGGGCCUCCACCUGGCUUGCCACCACGUGGACCACCCGGGCCUCCACCUGGCUUGCCGCCACGUGGACCAUCCGGGCCCCCACCUGGGAUGCCGCCACGUGCAGGAAUGUCACCAUUAGCCAUGCCUCCUCGAAUGCAGGGAACUCCGCCAAGAAGACCGCCGCCGGGUUACCCGCCAACAUUUCGCGGUUUACAUCAGGGUUCAGAUAUGCUAGCUUCACGGGCUCCGCCGGGGCCACCAAGCGACACUUUACCGAACCAGGUAGUACGAGGUACUGACUCAGAGCCGGGAGUCGCUUCACCUCAAGGCCAGCCUGGUAUACCGCCAUCGCGUGGCCCUCUCGGAUUUUCAGGCGUAACGCCAAGAGGCCCGCCACUGCGGGGCCCGCUUGGUGGUCUCGCUCCUCGCUUCGGCAAGCUUGCCGUGAACAUUUUGCGUGCAUUUGAUUUAAAAAAGUUUGGGGUUAUGGACACUGCAGACCCGUACGUUAAACUCACGAUUGGUACACAGGAAGUACAAACCAAGGUACAGCGAAGUGGUGGUAAGACGCCUGAGUUCAAUGAAAAUUUUGAAUUUAACAUUGCAACCGAGAAAGAGCUUGUGGUCGAAAUUUGGGAUGAAGAAAAGGGCGGACAUGACAGGUUUAUGGCUCAAGCAAAAGUGGAAAUCGUGCCGUGGCUGGUUAAGGGCGGUUUUGAAGGAGUUAUCAAGCUGCUCGAUCGCAAUGGCGGCCCUGCUGGAAAGUUGCUGAUUGCUGCUAAAUUUACGAAGCCAGAAGCUAGUGUAUUAGGGCCUGUCAAGGCACCUCCUAUGACAUCCCCGGUACUCGUCAGUCCAGCGGUGGCACCGCAUCCGUCAGGAUCGAAUGCCUUUUCUGUUCCUGGUGUGGCACUUCUGGCACCGACUGAACCGCCUCGAGAUCCAAAUGGCAAUUUUACUGACAAAGAGAUCUUGGAGGCAUUUCAAGCUUUUGAUCUUGAUCACAACAAUUACGUCGGUGCUGCUGAAAUUCGCCACGUUCUUAUAAACAUUGGUGAAUCGCCCACAGACGAAGAAGUUGAUGAAAUGAUCAAAAUGGUGGAUAAGGACGGUGAUGGGCAAGUAAGUUUUGGCGAGUUCUAUGCCAUGGUAACCAAAGGCAACCAGCCGCCACCUGGAUUGGGCGUGACCACGACGGUGUCCGAAAAAGGCCCAGGUCCGACAGGUGCAACUUCAGGUGCUCAGGCCAUCCAAUUGCGUAAUCAGCGCAAGAUGGCUCUGGACGAGUUUGCACGCGACAACGGCAUUCGAUCAGAGAGCAUCAAGAUGGCUUACAAACGAUUCCAAGCCACAGACAAGAAUGGAUCGAAACAGAUCGAUUACUCCGAAUUUUGCGAAGUUUUGCAGGUGGAUCCAUCGCCGCAAAGCCAAAGAGUAUUCCAGCUUUUUGACAAUGACAAAGUAAGUCGAAUCGACGUACGAGAAUUUAUGAUUGCCUUGUCCAACUUCACGGGCGCGGAUAAAGAGGAUAAGCUUAAAUUUGCUUUUCUCGUAUUUGACGAAGAUGGUAACGGGGUAAUUACGCGGCAAGAACUCAUUAAAAUUCUUAAGGCAAAUCACAUGGCCUCUAGCGAGGGAGAGGUUGCGCGCAAAGCGGACACGAUAAUGUCCCAGGGUGACAAAGACGGCGACGGAGUCAUUUCGUUUGAUGAAUUCUCCAUCGUGAGCAAAAAGUUCCCGAAUAUUUUGUUUCCAGCCUACACUCUCAAUACGACAAAAUAUUAA
Messenger RNA from Plasmopara halstedii, 2385 nucleotides. RefSeq names its product calcineurin subunit. Bases 1 to 2385 code for a protein of 794 amino acids. Gene Ontology annotation, molecular function: calcium-dependent protein serine/threonine phosphatase regulator activity; calcium ion binding. The record is from RefSeq and is a predicted model, not a curated record. The transcript has 5 exons. NCBI's taxonomy places the organism in Eukaryota, Oomycota, Peronosporomycetes, Peronosporales, Peronosporaceae.